AUGCUUCUAUUCAUUUAUAUCUUCUUUUCUCACAUGUAUUCUCUUCUCUCUUCUUUUCUGACCUCUCUCUUUUAUCCACUUCUUUUCUCUCUUAUAUUCCCUUCUCUCUUCUUCUCUCUCUUCUUUCUUUCUUUUUUUCUGUCACGUCUUCACACUUCUGCUAUUCACUUCUCACUUCUUUCUUUUCUUCGAUUCAUUUUUCGCUUUUUUCUUCUCUAUUCACUUCUCUCUUCUUUUUCUCUCUAUUCACUUCUCUCUUUUUUCUCUAAUUUUAUCUCUUAUAUUUACUUCUCUUUUUUCUCACUUGAUUUCCGGUCUCACAAUACUUCUUUUAUACAAUUCUCUCUUCUUUCUUUUCCUGCAUUUCCUUACCUCUACUUUUCACCCUUCUCUCUUAUAUUUACUUUUCUCUUCUUUUCUAUUCACUUCCCUCUUCUUUCCUUUCUUGUAUUCACUUCUCUCUUCUUUUCGCGAUUCUCUCUUUCAUCCACCACUUUUUUCGCUUUUUCCUUCAAUUCUCUCUGCUUUUCUCUGUUCCAUUUACUUCUCUCUUCUUUGAUAUCUUCUAUUCACAUCUUUUAUUCUAUCUUAUAUUCACUUUUCUCUUCUUUUCAAUGUUCACACUUAUAUUCAAUUAUUUUUUUACUUCUCUCUUUUAUCCACUUCUUUUCUCUUUUAUAUUCACUCUUCUCUCUUCUCCUAUUUACUUCUCUCUUCUUUCUUUAUUUCUAUUUCUUUCUCUCUUUUAUCCACUUCUCUCUUCUUUUCUUUCUUCUUUUCUCUUUUAUAUUCACUCUUCUCUCUCCUCCUAUUUACUUCUCUCUUCUUUCUUUUUUCUAUUUCUUUCUCUCUUUUAUCCACUUCUCUCUUCUUUUCUUUCUUCUUUUCUCUUUUAUAUUCACUCUUCUCCCUUCUCCUAUUUAUUUCUCUCUUCUUUCUUUUUUUCUAUUUCUUUCUCUCUUUUAUCCACUUCUCUCUUCUUUUCUUUCUUCUUUUCUCUUUUAUAUUCACUCUUCUCCAUUCUCCUAUUUAUUUCUCUCUUCUUUCUUUUUUUCUAUUUCUUUCUCUCUUUUAUCCACUUCUCUCUUCUUUUCUUCCUUCUUUUCUCUUUUAUAUUCACUCUUCUCCCUUCUCCUAUUUAUUUCUCUCUUCUUUCUUUUUUUCUAUUUCUUUCUCUCUUUUAUCCACUUCUCUCUUCUUUUCUUUCUUCUUUUCUCUUUUAUAUUCACUCUUCUCCCUUCUCCUAUUUAUUUCUCUCUUCUUUCUUUAUUUCUAUUUCUUUCUCUCUUUUAUCCACUUCUCUCUUCUUUUCUUUCUUCUUUUCUCUUUUAUAUUCACUCUUCUCUCUUCUCCCUAUUUACUUCUCUCUUCUUUCUUUUUUUCUAUUUCUUUCUCUUUUUUAUCCACUUCUCUCUUCUUUUCUUUCUUCUUUUCUCUUUUAUAUUCACUCUUCUCUCUUCUCCUAUUUAUUUCUCUCUUCUUUCUUUAUUCUAUUUCUUUCUCUCUUUUAUCCACUUCUCUCUUCUUUUCUUUCUUCUUUUCUCUUUUAUAUUCACUCUUCUCUCUCCUCCUAUUUACUUCUCUCUUCUUUCUUUUUUUCUAUUUCUUUCUCUCUUUUAUCCACUUCUCUCUUCUUUUCUUUCUUCUUUUCUCUUUUAUAUUCACUCUUCUCUCUUCUCCUAUUUACUUCUCUCUUCUUUCUUUAUUUCUAUUUCUUUCUCUCUUUUAUCCACUUCUCUCUUCUUUUCUUUCUUCUUUUCUCUUUUAUAUUCACUCUUCUCUCUUCUCCUAUUUACUUCUCCCUUCUUUCUUUUUUUCUAUUUCUUUCUCUCUUUUAUCCACUUCUCUCUUCUUUUCUUUCUUCUUUUCUCUUUUAUAUUCACUCUUCUCUCUUCUCCUAUUUACUUCUCCUUCUUUCUUUUUUUCUAUUUCUUUCUCUCUUUUAUCCACUUCUCUCUUCUUUUCUUUCUUCUUUUCUCUUUUAUAUUCACUCUUCUCUCUUCUCCUAUUUACUUCUCUCUUCUUUCUUUAUUUCUAUUUCUUUCUCUCUUUUAUCCACUUCUCUCUUCUUUUCUUUCUUCUUUUCUCUUUUAUAUUCACUCUUCUCUCUUCUCCUAUUUACUUCUGUCUUCUUUCUUUAUUUCUAUUCCUUUCUCUCUUUUAUCCACUUCUCUCUUCUUUUCUUUCUUCUUUUCUCUUUUAUAUUCACUCUUCUCUCUUCUCCUAUUUACUUCUGUCUUCUUUCUUUAUUUCUAUUCCUUUCUCUCUUUUAUCCACUUCUCUCUUCUUUUCUUUCUUCUUUUCUCUUUUAUAUUCACUCUUCUCUCUUCUCCUAUUUACUUCUCUCUUCUUUCUUUUUUUCUAUUUCUUUCUCUCUUUUAUCCACUUCUUUUCUUUCUUCUUUUCUCUUUUAUAUUCACUCUUCUCUCUUCUCUUAUUUACUUCUCUCUUCUUUCUUUUUUCUAUUUCUUUCUCUCUUUUAUCCACUUCUGUCUUCUUUUCUUUCUUCUUUUCUCUUUUAUAUUCACUCUUCUCCCUUCUCCUAUUUACUUCUCUCUUCUUUCUUUUUUCUAUUUCUUUCUCUCUUUUCUCACUUCUCUCUUAUAUUUACUUGUCUUCACUCUUCGCUUCUUUCUUUUUUUUCUUUUCGAUUCACUUCUCUCCUUUUCUCUCUUAUAUUCUUUCUUUUUUCUGUUCCUAAUCCUCUCUUCUCUUCAUUUCUUUCUUCGUUUCUCUCUUCUUUUCUCUUUUCUUUUCAUUUCUCUCUUAUCUGUUUUUUCUCUCUUAUAUUCAAUUCCAACUUCUUUUCUUUCUCCUUUUCACUUCUCUCUUCUUUUCUUUCUCCUUGUCACUUCUCUCUUCUUUUCUUUAUUCACUUCUCUCCUCCUUUCUCUAUUCUAUUCACUCUUCUCUCACUUCUCCUAUUCACUUCUCUUCACUUCCCUUUGCUUUCCCCCCUUCUAUUCACUUCUCUCUUCUUUCUCCACUUCUCUUUUUUCCCUCUUCACUUCUUACUUCUAUUUCUUCAUUUCCCUUUUUUAUUCACUACUCUCUUCUAUUGCCCUCACUCUUCUUUUCUCUUCUCUUUCCUUUCUUUCACUAAAACCAAAAAAAAGACGUCCAGGUGAGUGUUCUUUCUUUCUUUCUUUCUUUCUUUCUUUGUCAUUAUGUUCAUUAAUUAUCUAUCUAUUUAUCUAUCUCAUUAUGUCCAUUAUCUAUUUUAUGUUCAUUAUCUAUUUCAUUAAGUUCAUUAUCUAUCUAUAUAUCUAUCUAUUUAUUUCAUGUUCAUUAUCUAUCUAUCUCAUUAUAUUCAUUAUCUAUUUCAUGUCCAUUAUCUAUCUAUCUUAA
This is a messenger RNA of Acanthosepion pharaonis, 3348 nucleotides long. The record is from the annotation of a GenBank genome assembly. Lineage: Eukaryota; Metazoa; Mollusca; Cephalopoda; Sepiida; Sepiidae.